Messenger RNA from Perognathus longimembris pacificus (Pacific pocket mouse), 915 nucleotides. RefSeq names its product tumor protein, translationally-controlled 1 (gene Tpt1). The transcript is spliced from 6 exons. Gene Ontology annotation, cellular component: cytoplasm. Gene Ontology annotation, molecular function: calcium ion binding. NCBI's taxonomy places the organism in Eukaryota, Metazoa, Chordata, Mammalia, Rodentia, Heteromyidae. Bases 181 to 699 code for a protein of 172 amino acids. The record is from RefSeq and is a predicted model, not a curated record.
UUUCCGGAGGCGCCGCGGGCGGUGACGUCAGGGACGUGCCCUCUAUAUGAGGUGCGGGAGCAGCCUCGCCGGUCUCUUCCGCCCGCUCCCCCCUCCCCCCAGCGCCGCUCCGGCUGCUCCGCGCUCGCUCCGAGCUCCCGCUGAGGCCAGCGCCGCCGCCGUCUCCCUCUAGCCGCCAUCAUGAUCAUCUACCGGGACCUCAUCAGCCACGAUGAGCUGUUCUCCGACAUCUACAAGAUCCGGGAGAUCGCGGGCGGGCUGUGCUUGGAGGUGGAGGGCAAGAUGGUCAGUAGGACAGAGGGUAACAUUGAUGACUCGCUCAUUGGUGGGAAUGCCUCCGCUGAAGGCCCCGAGGGCGAAGGUACCGAAAGCACAGUAGUCACUGGUGUGGACAUUGUCAUGAACCAUCACUUGCAGGAGACCAGUUUCACAAAGGAAGCCUACAAAAAGUACAUCAAAGAUUACAUGAAAUCACUUAAAGGCAAACUUGAAGAACAGAAACCUGAAAGAGUAAAGCCUUUUAUGACAGGGGCUGCAGAGCAAAUCAAGCACAUCCUUGCUAAUUUCAAUAACUACCAGUUUUUUAUUGGUGAAAACAUGAAUCCUGAUGGCAUGGUUGCUCUCCUGGACUACCGUGAGGAUGGUGUGACCCCAUUUAUGAUUUUCUUUAAGGAUGGUUUAGAAAUGGAAAAAUGUUAACAAAUUGGGCACUUAUUUUGGAUCUAUCACCUGUUACCAUAACUGACUGCUGCUUGUCAUCCACACAACACCAGGACUAAAGACAAAUGGGACUGAUGUCAUCUGGAACACUUCAUUUCUUUUGACCAUGGUUUAUUUGGAGUGGAGACAAUGUUUUUUAAAGAAAAAAAAACAUGUCAUGUAGGUUGUCUAAAAAUAAAGUGCAUUUGAACUCAA